GCAUUAUCUCAAUGUUACUCAAUAUGAGUUUGUUUUAUUUGCGAUUUUGAGGGGUUAUGGGGUACUUAUAGGUGGGCUAUUUCUCUGUAUUGUGUUUCGGCUUGUUGCCUAGGUAGCUUUUCUUCAUCACUGUAUAUAUUUUUCUCCUUUAGUGAAGCUAUUUCCCCUCAAGAUGCGUUUCUCCGCAGCUCUUCCUCUGGCGCUCUUGCCGACAGCAUAUGCCCAGCUCAACACUCUUGCCAAGGCGAAGGGCAUGAAAUAUUUUGGCUCUGCCACAGAUAACGGCGAAUUGACGGACACGGCAUACGUCAAAAUCCUGAGCGAUUCGACCGAGUUUGGACAGAUCACUCCGGGGAAUUCACAGAAGUGGGAUUCUAUCGAGCCGAGCCAGGGCACAUUCUCCUAUACCAAGGGAGAUGCUAUCGUGUCCUUGGCUGAGACCAAUGGACAAUUGCUGAGGUGCCACAAUCUCUGCUGGCAUAGUCAGUUGCCAAGUUGGGUCACUUCUGGAACCUGGACGAACGCUACCUUGAUAGCAGCAUUGAAGAAUCACAUCACCAACGAAGUGACGCACUACAAGGGCAAAUGCUACGCCUGGGACGUCGUUAAUGAGGCCUUCAACGACGACGGCACCUACAGAACCGACGUCUUCUACAACACCAUCGGGCCCGAGUACAUCCCCAUCGCCUUCGAAGCCGCCGCCGCCGCCGACCCAACGGUGAAGCUCUACUACAACGACUACAACAUCGAGUCGUCCGGCGGCAAAGCCACCGCAGCGCUCAACCUCGUCAAGUCCCUCAAAGCUCGGGGCAUCAAGAUCGACGGCGUCGGUCUCCAAGCCCACUUCAUCGUCGGCAGCACACCCAGCCUCUCCGCCCAAGUCGCCAACCUCAAUACCUUCAUCGCCGCCGGCGUCGAGGUCGCCUACACAGAACUCGACAUCCGCUUCACCUCCCUCCCGGCCACCACCUCGGGGCUCGCGCAGCAGACUACCGAUUACUAUAACACCGUGGCCGCGUGCGUGCAGGUCGGCUGCGUCGGCAUCACGAUCUGGGAUUACACGGAUAAGUACUCGUGGAUCCCGUCGACGUUCUCGGGACAGGGCGAUGCGCUUCCGUGGGACAGCAAUUUGGUCAAGAAGGCGGGUGCGUACUAUGGUAUUGUGAGUGCGUUGGGAGGGACAGCGACGGCGACGACGACGGCGGUACCGACUACUUCGGCUACGACUGCGCCGGGAGGUAGUGGCACUCAGGUUCACUGGGGGCAGUGUGGGGGGAAUGGGUGGACGGGGCCAACGGCUUGUGUUAGUCCGUAUAAGUGCACUUAUUCGAAUGACUGGUAUUCGCAGUGUUUGUGA
Molecule: messenger RNA, 1357 nt
Organism: Pseudogymnoascus verrucosus
Lineage: Eukaryota; Fungi; Ascomycota; Leotiomycetes; Thelebolales; Thelebolaceae
Exons: 2
Coding region: 173-1357 (394 amino acids)
Biological process (GO): carbohydrate metabolic process
Cellular component (GO): extracellular region
Molecular function (GO): hydrolase activity, hydrolyzing O-glycosyl compounds; cellulose binding
Source: RefSeq, a predicted model, not a curated record